Molecule: messenger RNA, 5046 nt
Organism: Nycticebus coucang (slow loris)
Lineage: Eukaryota; Metazoa; Chordata; Mammalia; Primates; Lorisidae
Gene: HS2ST1
Product: heparan sulfate 2-O-sulfotransferase 1
Exons: 7
Coding region: 407-1480 (357 amino acids)
Cellular component (GO): membrane
Molecular function (GO): heparan sulfate 2-sulfotransferase activity
Source: RefSeq, a predicted model, not a curated record
GCAGCCGCAGCGCUGGUGGAGAAGCGCGCGGCCGCGAGCUAAGGAGGGAGGGAAGGAAGGAAGAGAGGGAGGCCGGCAGGCUGUCGGGCGCGGGGGUCGGGAACUGAGGCAGUAGAGGGAGGUGAAAGCCCGGCAGCCGCUUCGCGCUGUUUGCUGCGCGGGCUUUUGGAGGGGGCAGCCCUAGAUUCGGCUGAGGAGAGGAGGGCACCGGCGGCGUUGGUGUUAGCGCCUGGGGGCGGGGGACCAGAGAGGCGAGAAGGGGGGUCGCUGCGGUGGUUCUCUCGCCGUCGCGCGCUCUUUCCUUGCCUCUCUCCGGGCUCGGUGGGCUCCUCCCGGCGUCUCUCUCGCCUCCGGGGCCCCGCUCCCCGCCCCCCGCGGUAUGUCUUGAUCCCGAGCAGCGGGUUUCAUGGGGCUCCUCAGGAUUAUGAUGCCGCCCAAGUUGCAGCUGCUGGCGGUGGUGGCCUUCGCCGUGGCGAUGCUCUUCUUGGAAAACCAGAUCCAGAACCUGGAGGAGUCCCGGUCGAAACUAGAAAGGGCCAUUGCAAGACAUGAAGUCCGAGAAAUUGAGCAGCGACACACAAUGGAUGGCCCCCGGCAAGAUAUAUCUCUAGAUGAGGAAGAGGACAUGGUGAUCAUUUACAACAGAGUUCCCAAAACUGCAAGCACCUCAUUUACCAAUAUCGCCUAUGACCUGUGUGCAAAGAAUAAAUAUCAUGUUCUUCAUAUCAAUACUACCAAAAAUAAUCCAGUGAUGUCACUGCAAGAUCAGGUGCGCUUUGUAAAGAACAUAACUUCCUGGAAAGAGAUGAAACCAGGAUUUUAUCAUGGACACGUUUCUUACUUGGAUUUUGCAAAAUUUGGUGUGAAGAAGAAGCCAAUUUAUAUUAAUGUCAUAAGGGAUCCUAUUGAGAGGCUAGUUUCUUACUAUUACUUUCUGAGAUUUGGAGAUGAUUAUAGACCAGGGUUAAGGAGACGAAAACAAGGAGACAAAAAGACCUUUGAUGAAUGUGUAGCUGAGGGCGGCUCAGACUGUGCUCCAGAGAAGCUCUGGCUUCAAAUCCCAUUCUUCUGUGGCCAUAGCUCCGAAUGCUGGAAUGUGGGAAGCAGGUGGGCUAUGGAUCAAGCCAAAUAUAACCUAAUCAAUGAAUAUUUUCUGGUGGGAGUUACGGAAGAGCUUGAAGAUUUUAUCAUGUUAUUGGAGGCAGCUUUGCCCCGGUUUUUCAGGGGUGCUACAGAACUCUAUCGUACAGUAGGAAAGAAAUCUCAUCUUAGGAAAACCACAGAGAAGAAACUCCCCACUAAACAAACCAUUGCAAAACUACAGCAGUCUGACAUUUGGAAAAUGGAGAAUGAGUUCUAUGAAUUUGCACUGGAACAGUUCCAAUUCAUCAGAGCCCAUGCUGUUCGAGAAAAAGAUGGAGACCUCUACAUCCUUGCACAAAACUUUUUCUAUGAAAAGAUUUACCCUAAAUCAAACUGAGUAUAAAUGUGAUUAUUAGAUUCUCAAACUAAAACAUUGACCCUAUCUUCAUCUUUGUUUUCAGCUCCACAACCUGUAUUGCUGAUAGAUAUAUAUGACAGUUUGUAUUGAGCUGAAUUAGGAAACAAUAAUGUUAAGAUAGUAGAUACUGACUGAUAAUGUCAGUGUUCUAAGAAGUUCAAUUUUCAGGCAUUUUUCUUGUUUCUGGCUAAAUUUUGGUAAGAGUUGUGUAAACUCCUGCCUGGAAAAACAACACACAUCACCUAAGAUAAACACAUGGCAGGUCUAAUCAAAAGGCAAAAUACAAUUUCAGAAAAGGUUCUGAUACUUUUGUUUUGGAUAAAGCAUUUUUUCAACUAACCAUGAAUGAAGAUGAAUCCAUUUGUCCACUUCUGCCUUCACCAAAGGUUUGGGCUAUACACCUCUACUGAAUAGUGUUAAUAACUGUUUGGCAGUGUGUGCUUUGUUUUGUGAAUCAUGUCUCAUGAAAUUUAUUGGAAUGUUUUAUCAUGUUUGCUGAGAAAUGUUUCUGCUGUAGUUGGAUUUGCCCAUAUUUAUGUAGGUGAUUUUUUAAAAAUAAUCAUUAGUGUUAAAAACCCAGUUUAAACCAUGAUUAGUACUGUAAAAAGAUAAAGUGUCAAAGCGUUAUUUCUCAUUCCUUUCUCCCCAGUAUGUAAUAUUGGGAAAAUACUUCAAAGAAUGUUAAGAUCAUCUGAAGUUUCAGUUAAGACUUCCACACAUUAAUAUCAAAAAAGUAAGCUAAUGUUUGUUUCUCCAUACGUUAUUUGUAAAGCUAUAAACUGAAAUAUUGGUGACUCCAUAUUAUGACUCCAUUAGUGAGCUGUGGUAUGGGUAGGAUUUUCCUACUUCUUCUGUACUUUUACCUGUAGACUAUUUUUACUACGGUGCUUUAUAAUGUGUUUUAAAGCAUUGCAUUUAUAAAAAAAAAAAAGAAAAAAUAAACAGGAAAAUGCUGUAAAUAUUGCAUAUUUUAUGUAUUUGGACCAAAAGGUUACAAAUAAUUAGACAAAAGUAGUUUUGCACCAAUUUUAUUAUGUCAAGUAAAACCAUCUGACCUACUGUUCUUGUAUUUCUCAUUUAACUUUCCUGUUAAGAUAUCACUAAAAUGGGGGCGGCGCCUGUGGCUUAGUCGGUAAGGUGCCGGCCCCAUAUACCGAGGGUGCAGGUCAAACUGCAACAAAAAAAUAGCCGGGCGUUGUGGCGGGCGCCUGUAGUCCCAGCUGCUUGGGAGGCUGAGGCAAGAGAAUCGCUUAAGCCCAGGAGUUGGAGGUUGCUGUGAGCUGUGUGAGGCCACGGCACUCUACCGAGGGCCAUAAAGUGAGACUCUGUCUCUACAAAAAAAAGAAAAAAAAAAAAAGAUAUCACUGAAAUGAACUUCAGUAAGCUUUCGAUUUUGAUACAGUUCAUGUUCACAACUGGAGGCAGUAGUUAUAGUGGAAAGAGUACUGGGAAAGGAGUCAAAAAACUUGAUUUCAGGUCCCAGCUCUGCCACUUAACCAGCUGUGUGAUCCUGGGCAAGUCACUUAACCUCUCUUUGCCUCAAUUUCCUCAUCUUGAAAUGAGGAUAAUAAAACCUGCUGUACCUACCUCACAGGGCUGUUGUGAGGAUUAAAUGAGAUGGCAUGUGAAAGCACUUUGAAAAUUGUAAAGCGCUAUAUAAAUGUAAGGUAUUAUUAUAGAAACAUCUUUAACAUAUAGUUUCAUAUCAUUCAUUUUUUAACAAAGGGAAAUGUCCGCUUGUAAGCUGGUUGAAAAAAUUAAUCUUGAUAUAAAUUCAUGUUUGAUAAAUAUCUUCUCAGUGUUUUAUCGUCCAUGUUUCAACAAUUAUUGAAAUAUGAAACACCUGUGAACUCUUAAACCUUCAUGAGCAGCUGCUUGAGUUAUGGAGGUUCCCUUUUGGAAAUACUGUAGACUUUUGUUAGCUGUGAGGAGUGAGGGAAACGUUACUCUUCAAAUUUGAAAGAUCUAUCUGUUUUUAUUUUAUAUUGCUAUUCGGAAAUAGUUGCUAUUUUAUACGUAUCAUUUUUUAAGGUAUGUUUUGCAGAAUUUAAUUUCCCUGUGCAUUCUUUACUUUUUUCACUUCUUGGAGUAAUAGAGAUAAAGAAUUUUAGAAAUAUUUUAUAAAAGAAUAAUCUUUGAGAGUAGCACUUGUGGCUCAAAGGAGUAGGGCUCUGGCCCCAUAUGCUCUAGGUGGCAGGUUCAAGCCCAGCCCCGGCCAAAAACUGCAAAAAAAAAAAGGAAUAAUCUUUGAUACGUUUAGUGUAAGUAAAUAUUUCUGAACAAGGCUUCUUCAAACUUAGCAUUUUAGGCAGGUUGCCGUAAAGGUUAUUCAUUGCGUGGGAGGGGAGGAGGGAAACUUAAUCAGAAAACAUUUGCAAACAGAAGAGACCUGAAGGAAUGGCAGGAUCAUCUUAGCACCCUUUUCCCUCAAUAAUAUAAAAAUAUUAAGAGAACCUAGCCAGGCAUAAUUUUAAUUGGAUUUUCCUUUCCUUUUUUUAAAAUAACUUUUAUUGACAUUCCUAAAAAUUAUUUCCUUCCCCAAAAGUAAAGCACCACUUUAAAGUGAGGUUUGACCUUUACCUACUAACAAACAACGCCCAGGAUGCAGGUUAUUUCUUGGAGUACAUGCUAAAAUCUUCUUACUUUUAGGUAAUUAGAACAGCACUUGGUGCCCUUGAUCAGCAGUCAGUAAAUUUUCUGUAAAGGGCCAGAGAGUAAAUAUUUUAGGCUUUGCAGGCCAUAAAGGUCUCUGUCACAACUACUAAACUCUGCCAUUGUAACAAAAGCAGCUGUAGACUUAUGUAAACAAAUGAGCAAAUCAUUAUUCAAUGAGAAAUCACUUUUGUAUCUGUACUUCAGUAGCAUAAGAGAGUUUAUAAACUUCUAAUAUCUCUUAACUUAGGUCCAAAGAUUUGAUUUCUGAUUCAUGCAGGCUCUCCCACAGAUUUAUAAACUUUUAUGGUUUAUAUUGCUUCCAAGUAGGCAUAUUUUCUUUCCAAGUUUAACAGUUCAGAAUAGGGACAUUUAUUUUAUCAUCUUUUAGGGUGGGUUAGGAGUAUCUUUUCUGGAGAGUGAGAAAGGGGUAUAUUUAAUUCCUUUUGGUCCAAUACAGACAUAGGAGUCUUGAGUCCUAAUAAUGCCUAAUUUUAUAAUCAAUUAAAUAAAUAGAACCAUUAAGACAAUAAUGUAUUUUUUUAAAGUGGCAAAUGUGGUUUUCUUUUUUCAGCCUAUGUGCUUUUUCAGUAUUUUGACCAUAGGGAGAUAAUUCUUUUAUAAUACAAAAGUAAAUUAACCACUUUGAAUUUUAAAGAUAAUGUUAUAUGUGUAUGUGACCAUAUAUAUAUAUAUGUUUAUUUCCUAAAACAAGAAAAGGUACCUUUUUUGUUCAACUUGUAUUAACUCCUGUUUUCUAAUUGCUGUGAAAUGGCAAAUGUUGAUAAUUUAUUGUGACUGUUUUAAAAUGUAAUGAGGAAGAUAUAUUUUUAUUUUACCCAGCUUUAAUAUGUAAAAUAUCACUCAAAUAUAUGUGAUAGCAACACUAAAAA